AUGACGCCGAUCAUCAGAUCCAUUCCCGUUCUCGCUCUCUUCGCUUUACAGAUCUGCUUCAUCUUCUUUGCUUCCUCUCUCCCAUGCUCUUCUGGGUCUGAGGAUACUUACACCAUCACUGGUAGAGUGAAGAUUCCACCAAGCAACGUGAUUGGUCACACAGCAAAGUUCUCAAAUGUCAAAGUUAUACUCAAUGGUGGACAGAAUGUUACGUUUCUCAGGCCUGAUGGAUACUUUACUUUUCAUAAAGUGCCUGCUGGGACUCAUUUGAUUGAAGUCUCUGCAAUGGGCUACUUCUUUUCUCCGGUACGAGUAGAUGUUAGUGCUCGGCAUCGUGGAAAGGUUCAAGCAACACUAACAGAAACCAGGAGGAGUCUUACUGAGCUGGUUUUGGAGCCAAUGAGGGAAGAGCAAUACUACGAGAUUCGAGAGCCUUUCUCCAUUUUGUCAAUUGUGAAAAGUCCGAUGGGUCUCAUGGUGGGAUUCAUGGUCGUGGUUGUGUUCCUAAUGCCCAAAUUGAUGGAAAACAUAGAUCCAGAGGAGAUGAAGCAAGCACAAGAGGAAAUGAGGAGACAAGGCGUACCUUCGCUCUCGAGCUUGUUGCCAGGUGCUGGGGCUAGCCGCUAA
Arabis nemorensis is the source of this 627-nucleotide messenger RNA. NCBI's taxonomy places the organism in Eukaryota, Viridiplantae, Streptophyta, Magnoliopsida, Brassicales, Brassicaceae. The record is from the annotation of a GenBank genome assembly.